Globicephala melas (long-finned pilot whale) is the source of this 8605-nucleotide messenger RNA. Lineage: Eukaryota; Metazoa; Chordata; Mammalia; Artiodactyla; Delphinidae. The record is from RefSeq and is a predicted model, not a curated record.
GGCGACAGCUCGGUCCCCGCCCGGCCUCCUGCGCCCACCCGGUCCCCACAGCCCACGCCGCGCCCCGGGCCCUCGCGCACGCGCACGCGCUCCACGUCCACUCACGACCCGCCGAGAAGCGCAGCCGGACGCAAAGCCCAGAAUCGCUCCGCGGGGCGGCGCGGAGGCUCCUGGGAAGUGGAGUCCCGGCCCUGGCUCCGCGGGCCUGGGGAGCGCGCGGCUCUGCUCUUCGCCUCCCAGCUGAGGGCCCUCGGCGCCGCCGCCUGCUCCGCGCGCUCUCGCCUCCCUUCCCGCUGCAGCCCGGUCGUUCCCACGCGAGAGGCAGGCACCCCGAGGACAGGAAGGACACCCAGUGAAAUGCAUCCCUGACUUGAUUGGAUCAGAAAAACAAGAAAAGAAGUAUCCAGCUCUCUCAGCCCUAUUGUGCAGGCGGAUGUCACAUUCAGGCUCUCAAGAUGGCAGCCAUUGACCUAUGCCCGAUAUGGGCUCUACCUACACAGGACUCUGCCUGUUUCUAUGUGAGAAGUACUGAGGGGGAAAGGAUAGUGCCUGGAUUCCCAGCAACCUGGUUACAGGGACCAGUGUCCUUUGAGGAUGUGACUGUGGAGUUCACCCAGGAGGAGUGGGUGAUGCUGGACUCUGCUCAGAGAAGUAUGUACAGAGAUGUAAUGUUGGAAAACUAUAUGAAUCUCACCUUAGUGGAAUAUCAGUUAUGCAAGCCUGUGAUCUCCCUGUCGGGUCAAGAAGACAUAAGAACUGUGAAAAGGAGAAUUCCCCAAGGCACCUGUCUAGACUGGGAGAUUCAACUGAAAACCAAAGAAUCAACUUCUAACCAGAAUAUUUUUUGGGGAAAAUCAUCUAGUGGCAAGAAAAUGAUAAGAUUCACAACGGAUGAUUGGUCGCCCACAUUAAGAGCAGACUGGGAAUGCCGUAAAAUCAGAAAACAGCACAAGAUCCCAGAGGGGAUUUUGAGGCAAGUGACAUUUACUCAAAAGAAGGCAGCAUCUCAGGAGGGAUUGUAUGACUAUCAUGAAUUAAAGAAGGACUCUAAACUCAGAUCAAAACUUGUUUUUUCAAAGAGAGUUUCCAUCAGUAAACAUUGCCAUAAGUGUUACUUAGAUAUUGAGUGUUGGAAGCAUAAUUCAAUCCUAAACAGUUAUGAAAAAAACUCUGUAAGUGAGAGGGUCUGUGAAAGUCAUGACUAUGACAGAGCUCUGUGGCAUCUUGAAAGAACUCAAACAGCACAAAAAGAGUACACAUGCUCCGAACAUGGCAUACACUUUAAACAUAAUAAUAUGCUUCCUAUAUGCAACAAUUGUCAUAUGGGGGAGAAUUCCUGUGAGUGUAAUAAAAACAAAACCUUUUGUCAUCAUUCAUCCCAUAAGCAACAGGAACAAACUCCUACUGAAGAGAAUCAUGAACAUAAUCAGCAUGGGAAAGCUUUCAAAAGGAUUUCUAAUCUUAUUUUGCACAAGAGAAGUCACAUGGGUGAGAAACAAUAUGAAUGUAAAGAAUGUAGGAAAGUCUUCAAUGAUUCCUCAACCCUAAGAAGGCAUAUAAGAACUCACACUGGUGAGAAACCCUAUGAAUGUAAUCAAUGUGGAAAAGCUUUCAGUCAAAAAACAUCUCUUAAGGUUCAUGUGAGAACUCACACUGGAGAGAAACCUUAUGAGUGUAAUCAUUGUGGAAAAUCCUUUGGCACAAGUUCUUACCUUAUAGUGCACAAGAGAAUACACAGUGGGGAGAAACUCUAUGAAUGCAAUGACUGUGGAAAAGCCUUCAACACAAGCUCUCACCUUAAAGUUCACAAGAAAACACACACUGGAGAGAACCUUUAUGAAUGCACUGACUGUGGGAAGGUUUUUAGUGGUCUCUCAUCUCUUAGAAUGCAUGUGAGAACUCAUACUGGGGAGAAACCCUAUGAAUGUAAGGAAUGCAGGAGAACCUUCAGUGUUUCCUCUUCCCUUAGGAGACAUGUGAGAACUCACACUGGAGAGAAACCCUAUGGCUGUAUUCAAUGUGGAAAAACCUUCAGUCAGAAUUCUUCACUUACUAUACACAAGAGAAUUCAUACUGGGAGAGAAACCUUGUAACUAUUAAGAACAUGGAGUUGCAUUUUUCAGUGUCUUAAGGUGGAUUCCAAGCUCAUUAUUUCAGUCUUUGUUCUCUAAAAUAAGCAUUUAAGGCUAUAAAUAGUCCUAUAAACACCCCUUUAGUUAUAUAACACAUUUGGUGUAUGAUAAUUUAUUUUGUUUUAACUCUGUUGUCUAAUAUUUAUUAUGACUUUAUGACUUUCAGAUCCAUAGCUGUUUAGAGUUAUUUUAAAUAUGUUUUCAGUUACCUUAUGGAUUUCUAAGUUAAUUGCAUUAUCUUCAAGGUAUCUGGACAAUAUGAUACUACUUCAUUGUUAUUUUCUUGAGAGUCGCUUUCUGGUCUGGUGUGACAGGUAUCGUUAGUAGCCAAUCAAGCAUCCAGUUCAUCCCUCCCCGUAGGGAGUGGAUAGUAUCACUGGGGACAGACCUAUCUAGUGUUUUCUCUUUGCCUUUUGCACUUUGUCUUUCAGCCUUCCCCAGUCUUCUCCCUUUGGAUUUUGCAUUCAUGGAGCUGAAUGAGCCAUCUUGUGACCAUGAGGAUGACAAGGAUGGUGUCAAAGAGAUCCUGGUUUCCCAAAGAUAUCUUCAAAUAACUGUACCAGCACUGCGCUGCUUAUAUCUGUGCAUCUUUUUAUGCCUCUUAUUGUUGUGUCCUCUCCCGUUGCGGAGCACAGGCUCCACACGCGCAGGCUCAGCGGCCAUGGCCCACGGGCCCAGCCGCUCCACGGCACGUGGGAUCUUCCCGGACCGGGGCACGAACCCGUGUCCCCUGCAUCGGCAGGCGGACUCCCCACCACUGCGCCACCAGGGAAGCCCUCCAUCUUUUUUUAAUCAUAUCUUUCUAUGUCAGUAUAUGUCGUUCUGUUUCAUUCUUUCAUUGAAAUAGUUUAGUAUUUGAUUAUGUGGAUGGACUAUAAUGUACAUUUAAUCCAUUUUCCCCUCCAGAUGUUUCAUAAUAACAACGAACACUGCAUAAGCAAUAUUGUUAAUAUAUUUUGCUUUCCUUUCAUCUGUUCUCCAUACUGCUCCCAGGGUUAUUCGUCUCAAGUACUAAUCAGGUUAUAUUACAUCUCACUUCUAAAUCCUCAAGCGGACUUCCCUCCUUUUACCUUAAAUGUUCUACAAGACCCUUCAUGCUAAACUCUUACCUGUCUUUUCAGGCCACAGCCCUUGCUGCUCCAUCUCUUCACUCUCUCUGGACCUUAACCUGGCCUGUUCAUCCUUUAGGUAUUGUAUCCUACAUCUGCUUUAACAUGCUUUUCACACCUUCACAGUAUUGCCUGGUUAAUUAUGUGUCUUGCCCUCUAAACUUUAAGCUUUGGUAAGGUAGGAACUCUAAAUUGUUCAUUAUCUUAUUCCUAGUACUUGUCCCAUAAUAGGUACUUAUUUAAACAUGUAUGGUUUUUCCCAAACUUUUGUGCCUUUUAUUUGUUUACUUAGUAUUUCAGUGGAGGCUGAACUUAAAAUAAGAAUUGGGUUUCAAGUGAUUGUAUAAGGCAAAAAUUGCAUAAAAUCAAAAAUUUUUUCCAAGCGCUGGAGUCACACUCAGCAUAGCAAGAUAUUCUAACAAUUGACAGGCAUGCAGAAACUAAGACUGUUAAGAGAAGUGAGGUUUAAUUAUUCAUAUACCCUGCCCUGCCUCUACCACCCUCAAGUUCAUAUACCUUGUUUGGCCACUGUUCAUAUGCUGCUACAGUGUGUAUUACAUUAAAAGGAGUGAAAUGACCCAGUACUGGUGAGGGUGCCAUGUUCUUUAGGCUACUGAUGGAAACAUAAAUUCACACAAUCUUUCUGGGGGACAGGUAAGCAGUAUGUGUCCAAAGCGAGAAUAUUCUAAACCUUUAACCUAGCAAUUUUUUUCUUAGCUUUUAUAAAAGAACCCUUCAUUCAAACAUGUAUAAGUAACAAUAGUCAUCUGAGUUUCAUACUCUAGUGAAGAACUAAAAUUCCUCAAUUCCCAAUAAUAGCUAAUUGGUUUUUAAAAAUUAUGUAUGACCAUAAAAUGGAAUGUAAUGUGGUCAUUAAAAUGUUAUUAUGUAUUUAUUGACAAAUGGGGAUGUAUCUAAUAUACAGUAAGUCCCCUACAUACGAACCUUCAAAGAUACGAACCUAUGUUCGCAUAUCCAAUCACGUUAGUUCAUGUAUCUAGUGUACAUUGUCACGUGCAUGCAUCCUCUACAAGUGGUUGUGCUUUUGUGUACUUUACAGUACUGUAUAGAAUACAGUAACAGUGUCUUUACUUCAAGCCCAGGAUGUCCGGAAGCAAGCAUAAAAGCAGCAGUGAUGUAGCUUGUACUACUGUAUUUUUCAAGGCUUUAAAGGCAGACUUUUUGAAAGUGUUACCUCUUUCUUCCAAGUCAUUCACACCCAAUCUGCAAGGUUUGCUGCCUCUCUGCUUUGAAAUUUCUUCCAUCUCUUCAGAAGGAUUUAACAGUUUCCUGUCCUGAGACGCAUUGUAUAAUAUUCAAUAGAAAAUUCUUUGGGGUCAUUUCUCAGUAACAAAACUUGACCCAGCCUGAAUUCUAUGUGGGUAUCUUAUUUUAAGUCCCCUGAAGCACCGGUUGUUGCUUUCUAAGAAAAUAUAGAAUUCUGAUUGUUCUUGCAACAACUAAUAUUUACAUCACUAGUACUGAAUGUACCUGUUGCUCCAUCUCCUUAUCCUUCUGCAUUUAUAGUAACUUCUUGUUUUAAUGUUGAAGUGUAAUAAUCUUUUGGGAAACUUGUAAAAAUUUUAUUGAAGCAUAAUACAUAGAGAAAUGUGUACAGCUUAAUGAAUUUCCCCAAAUAGAAUACACCUAUUUAGUCGGCCCCUAGAUCGAGAAAACGAAAUGAGUACUUUCACUGAUGCUACUAGAAUCUUACACUCAACUCCAUUCAUCCCCUCCUAUCAAGUGUUACUGUCAUGCUUCUUUAGUUUCAUGUAUAUUUUAAACUCCAGCUGAUAUUAUAAUUGUUGUGUUGACAAUAUUCAUUUGUAUUUCUUGCGGAGUCAUCUUUUUAACAGCGAUUUAAAAUGUGAAAACCUUUCUUAGCUUACAGGCCCCGAUAUAGCCCAUGGGCCUUAGUUUCCCAAUACUUGACUUAUAUUUACCCCUUGUGUUCUUUACUGCCUGCACUGCAAGGUUUCCAUCUAGGACCAGUUCAUACUGUCUGAAGAACUCAUCUUUAAUGUUUCUUUUAGCACAGGCAUGCUACACAAGUUCCCUCCAUUUUUGUUUAUCUGAAACAUCUUUAUUUCUGCUUUAUCUCUAAAGGACUUUUAGCUUGGUAUAGACAUCUAGAUUGGUCGAAUAUUUGUUUUCCUUGUCAGCACUUUAAAGGUGUUGUUUCAUUAUCUUCUUCCAUCGUUUCAUUUAAGAUGGAAACUUGCAGUCUUCCUGUUGCUGCUGUGAAAGUAGUCUCUCCCCUACUCUGUACCAGCUUCUGAUAACCAGGCUUUAUCUUUUGUUACAAUGUGCAUAGUUGUGGUGAUGUCCCACUUUAGCCUGCUUGGAACUUGCUGAGCUUCCUGAACCUGAGGGCUGAUACCUUGCAUCUCUUUGCAAGGUUCUUCACUAACUCCUCAAAUAUUUGUUCUGUCAUCCUCUUCUUAAAAGACUAACUAAACACAUUAGAACUUUUGAGUUUGUCCUAAAUGUCUAUGUCUUACACUCAUCUUUUUUCCCCUUCUCCCUUCUGUUUAGUAUGGAUAAUUAGAUAAUCAUGACAACAGAGUAAUAAAAAUAUUAUAACUGUUUCAGAGCUAUCAUGGUUUCCUUCCUAUGUUUCACACAAAGUUUUCACAAUUUGAAUAUGCAAACCUAAGACAAUUGUGUGUCUGUAAUACAAACUCCUUAUAAGUUUGUUGUAAGUUUAUAUUAUAAACUCCUAGAUCAAAAUGUGCAAAUUGGAUGUUUAGCCCUUCACACGUAUUGAGGUGGUCACACUAUGUAUCACCAUUAUCUCUUUGUCAAACCAAUUGGAACUGAAAUAAUGUAUUAUACAAGUAAUUUAAAGUACAUCAUAUGCUUUAUUCUGUUUGCUUUUAUACCUUAAUGUGUCUGGCUGGCUAUUGCUACUGAAUUUCAUCUUGAAAAACAGGAAGCUUUACUUUUGGUCUUCUGCUACCUCUGAAAAGUGCCACAGCUUAUAAAUGUUAAAUACGGAAAGAUAUAACACAGACUUGUGUGCUGAAAUUGACUGAAAGCAACUAUGAACCUUGCCAGCACUGACUUGCUAUGACAAAGAAAGCAUACUGUAUAAAUGAAAAUAUCCACAAACUAUUCACUCUGUUUUUUCAGUGGCAACAGUGUUUUGACAUAUCUUUUACUGUAUAGCCUAGGAAUUAACUGUAUUUUGAUUUAGUGUAUUUAAUACAUUAUCUGUAUUUUAAUUAAAUUAAAAAUAAUAGCAUAGUUAUUUUGUGAAAUAUUUUACCACAAAUGAAAAAGAGGACUUUUUUGGUGAGUUACAUAGUUCAGAAUGAUGUUGCAUGAAGUAAAUUUUAGGGGAAAUUUCUUAUUUUUGAUAAAAAUGAUUCAAGCAACAUAUUUGGUGAGCUACCUGCAAAGGCACUCCCUUUCCUGAGUGCCCCUCACUCACCUGAUCAUAGGCCUCUUCCCACUUUUUUCUCCAUCAUACUUCACUCUCCCCUGCUCCAUUAAGGAGGUCACAUUUGCUUUCGAAAUAAAAGUCCUGCUUACUAGGAGAAAAUAGAUAAUUCAAAAUAUUAUGGUUUUCCUAGACCCUAGGGAAGAGACGCUAUUACACGAAGAACAAAAACAGAAGAAUGCAUGCCAUUUCCUACUUGGGCCAAUUUUAAAACAUUCCCUCAAGAACAUGGAGUACAAAUUCAGCCAGGCAACUUACAGCCCACCCCCUGAUACUUCCUAUGGAGAAGGCAGAUACCUAAAUUCAGAUUCUGAAUUUGGAGGAUUGGUAAACUCCUUAGGCCAGAGUCCCAUAGUUCUCCAUCAUUACAUUCCUAUAUAAAAAACUGGGGGCAGGGUCUAAUCAGUCCCAUUCCUCCUGGGAGAAGUCUAUGGCCACACCUCUGAAUGUUACACACCUCUGAGAUGACAAAUACAUUCUUGUUCACCAAAGACUGCCACAGGGUGUGAGGGAAAUUACUAAUACUGGCCACCACUAUAGGAAAGAGGGGAUUUAUACAGUGGAGUUGUUCUGAUAGUUUGAAUGGCUCUAGAAAAGUAAAUAUUAGGCAACAGCUGUGUGUUUUGUUGUUACAUUGAAUGGAAAAGAAAUAUGCCAGCCUCUCACUUUGUGAAAGAACAAUUAUAUAUGCGUGAAAAAAUAUGCUUAAAUAAGGCACUCAUUCAAGUUCUAAAUUACAUAUUUCAUGUACUAAACGCAAGAGAAGUUCUUGAAAGGAGGCAAUCAGAUGCUUUAAAGGUAAGAUAACCUUUACAAUGGGAAAAUAAAGUUUGGGCAGGUGUAUGUGGAGAUGAAAACAAUCUGAUUUAUUUGGACAAAUAUGUGCUUACAGAAGAAAUGUUCUUACUGAAAAUGGAACAAAAGAGGUAAACAACCUUGACAUUUUCCUGUGAUGUACCUUAUUUACAUUUAUUUCAGACUAAGACAUCUAGUCAGAUUCAAGGGUAAACAUGAGUUAGCAUAACCUUAAGUCCAAACUCUGUCUCAAAAUUAAAACCAUAAUAUAUCUAAAGAUGUUUCUAUAAUGUCUGUAUGUUUUUAAAAAAGCAUGCUACUCCUCAUUGUUGAUGUCAAUAUUGUGAUAGUUGCAUAUUCAGAAUCACACAUGCUGUAGGAAAAAAAUUCAGCCAAUACUACAUUAAUUUACCAUGAAUCAAGAUUUAUUCGUAGCUUUUCUGAAUUUGCUUUGAAACAAAAAAACAAAACCCAAACAAACAUCCCCCUGUAAAAAAUCCUCCCACACCGAUUCUCUCCAGUAUAACUUCUCAGAACUCUUAUGACUUUGCCACGCUCAUUACAAUGGUAGUUUUUCCCCAGGAUAAUUCUGUAGGUUUGAAAUACUGCAGAAAGUCACUCUAUGUUAAGUUCAUUUAUAGGGUUGCUUUUUCUCCUUAGAAGAGUAUUUAAGAAUUUAAUAAAUAUUGCAUGGUACAUGAAGGCAUUCCCAAAUCAUUGUUUGUAUGACUUUCCUUCAUUAUGAAUUUUCUGAUGUCCAGGAAAAAGUACACCCUUACCCAUGUGUUCUGUCCUGUCCUGAGCUGACAGAUGCAGAAUGAGACCUAAUCUCUAAAAGUUUUCUCACAUUUAUUGGACAUGUAUCCUUUCCUGAUAGGAAUUUACAAAUGUAGAUUAAGGGAAUCCUACCAGAUGAAGAGUCUUCUUAGUAUUGUUUGAUUCCAUCUUCUGGUAUUACAAAAAGAAUGAGCAGCUAUUAAUGGCUUUCCCAUACAUUCCUUGGGUUUUUCUCUAGAAUACUGAAUAAAGCAGAGACCACAUUUCAUCACAAUAAGCACAUUCACAUAAGGCUUCUUUCCAAGAGUUCUCUGAAGUCAAAGUAAGGCAUUAGCUGCUUUUUUUUUUUU